Molecule: messenger RNA, 3118 nt
Organism: Triplophysa rosa
Lineage: Eukaryota; Metazoa; Chordata; Actinopteri; Cypriniformes; Nemacheilidae
Gene: igsf21a
Product: immunoglobin superfamily, member 21a
Exons: 11
Coding region: 368-1915 (515 amino acids)
Biological process (GO): homophilic cell-cell adhesion; heterophilic cell-cell adhesion
Cellular component (GO): adherens junction
Source: RefSeq, a predicted model, not a curated record
CCAGGGGAUUAAGGAAAAUUGUGUGAAAUAAAAAGCGAGUGAUCACGAGUGACUCUGUUCGUGUCUGUUUCUGUUGGGAGGGAGGGCGAGAGAGAGAGAGAGAGAGAGAGAGAGAGAGAGAGAGAGAGCGAGAGCAUAGAUUUUCAUCCAAAUCCAUAUCUAUUUUUUAAUCCUCGUCUGCCACUGUAUUGUAAAACGCUGGUUGUAGCCAACGAGAGGAGUUCACAAUGCAACGCUUUUCGUAAUCUUUGCGCAAUCUUCACCUCGCAUCCUUACACCCUCUAAGUGCGCAUUUGUUUUAAACUUCAUUUUCCCUCUGACUCUCGGACAGCAUCAUGACCGGUUUGUGGGAACGCAUCCCGUUGGAAUGGUGGGAAUUACGCGGCGAGGUCCCGGAGAGCAUGUAGACGCAAAUGGAGUUUGGGAUUUAUUACAAAAUAUGGGAAAGAUGACCGUCUUGUCUUUGUGUUUUUUCCUGUGCGCUGAUCUACUGCAAGUAGCUGUUGGGUAUUUGACCGUAACAAUAGAGCCAUUGCUUCCUGUUGUUGUGGGGGAGACAGUGACUUUAAAGUGCAACUUUAAGACAGAUGGAAGAUUGCGAGAGAUCGUUUGGUACAAGGCUGUGAUUCGAGCAUAUGCAGGAUUCAAUUCCCUGAGCAUGUGCAAGGUUACUGAUGGGGGAACUAUUAAGCAGAAGAUUUUUACGUACGAUGCUAUGUUCAACACCAAUUACUCCCAUAUGGAGGAUUACCGCAGGCGAGAAGAUCUGGUAUAUCAGUCAACAGUCCGGCUUCCAGAGGUUCGGCUCUCUGACAGCGGACCUUAUGAAUGCCAUGUAGGAAUCUAUGACCGAGCAACGCGGGAGAAAGUCGUCCUGGCAUCAGGGAAUGUCAUUCUUACAGUCAUGUCUCCACCAAACAACAUCUCAGUAGUGGCCGAGAACACCCCAGCACCAUUCAGCCGGUACCAGGCCCAAAAUCUCACUCUGAUCUGCAAUGCCAAAGGAGGCAAACCGGCCCCAAUGAUACAAUUUAAGCGGGAUGGAGAGUUAAUAGAGGUGAUCUCCUACGUUUCUCCCACUGUGGGUUACGAGGGCGGUGGCUCUGCAGGGGUGCGUGGAGCCAGACCUCUGAUCAGCAGGGACCUGGACGACACUAAAAUGCGGAAGUCACUUUCUCUGCUGGGUCCGGAUGGUAGGCCCGGACGUCUCCAUACUGAGAGCCCUGGUCGGAGCUACAUGGCCAGGCAGCCUGGUUAUGAGCCCAGCCCGGCCACAGAGACCAUCCCGGAGACGGUGGUCAGCCGGGAGUUCCCCCGCUGGGUUCAGAGCACAGACCCCCUGUACUACUUCAGCAACACGCACAUCCCCCAGAGCGACGGGUCUGUGAUGGUUCAAGCAAAGCUUACAUGGACCCUGAAUCCGCAGCUGGACAACGACGCCCUGUUUAGUUGCGAGGUCACGCACCCAGCUCUAUCCAUGCCUAUGCAGACUGAGGUUACACUGGCGGCUCCUAAAGGCCCCAAGCUCGUGAUAACCCCUGAAAGGGCAAAGGUAGGGGAUACGGUGCGCAUCACCGUCCAAGGUUUCCAGGUAGGAUCUCCAGGGAAUGAGGUGUUUCCAGAGCCUCUGUACACCUGGACGCGGAUAGGUGGGAGACUGCUGGAUGGUAGUGAGGAGAGAGAUGGGAAGGAACUGGUGCUGGAGAGAGUGCCUGCUGAACUCAAUGGCUCCAUGUACCGUUGCACGGCCCAGAAUCCACUGGGCUCUACUGAUACACAUACACGCCUCAUUGUGUUUGAAAACCCAAGUAUGAUGAAAAACACACAGAAUCCCAACAACGGAGCUGCCGGUUUGCACACGUAUGGACUGAUAUGCCUGCCACUUAUUCUCACAGUGACUUUUAAGCUGACGUGAAUAUCCUCAGUUCAGCCACACAUAAACACACCUCCUCUCCAGGCAGGCGCACACACUCCAAACACACACAAACACAAGCCUUCUCCAGCCCGUGAAUAAACCUACCUUGCUUUCAUCUGUGGGAGAACCUGAGCCUUCAACAGGGGGCGCACCACCCUUUUCUUUUGUGAACACAUCCAAAAAAAAUCAAAAUGGAAAUUAUAAUAAUAUUGCUGAUUAAAUAAUGAUUACACGUGAAAAUAUGUGAACAUGAGAACAAGAAUCUGCCCUUUCACACAGACGCGCUUUUUGUUUGGUUUUUGCCUGUCAAUCAUGUCAUUCAGAAAGAGGGAAAGGAGAAGAGCUUGGUGUUCAAGAUAAACAAAUUUCUCAUGCACUGGGCUGUGGAAAAAAGACACUGAGAAAUUGUUGGUUUCUGACAACGCUGACUGUCACUUCAACUCCGACCAGUCUUAUUCAAGCUGCCUCCGUUGAAUCCUGCACACUGGCACGAACAGGACACAAAACCUCCUUUUUAAGGACCACGUUUUUCGCCAUUUGUGUUUUCGGAUCACAGUAUUUUUCCCCUUUUAUUUUCUUGAAUGGCUCUUGACUGGAAUGUAACAAAAAAAAAUACAACGCGAAACGUCCUGUGACAUUUUAUUGCAAAGAAAUGGAAGAUCCUCUUUUUAAGUGUAUUUUGUGUACAUCCCUGUAAAUAAUGAAAAGUAUAUUACAGAAAAGAUCAAAUCAAUAGAGGUUUGGGGGUCAGGAUUUGGGGGAAAGAUGCAAGGGGGGUAAGCACCUAAUGGCUUUAUUGCGCGUGUCUGGUCAUCCCCAGUGGCCAUCACCCGAAAAUCCAACCCAGGCUUUUAGAAAGCAGUGAAAUCAGUGGCCUUUUUAAGUUCUGAUUUCUUGUGUUCAGUAUCUAUGACAUACUGUAUGUGUGACUGUGUUCAAUCACAGAGGAAAGAGGGCGACCUUUCUCCAGUGGUGGUGCAUGUGACAUUUGAAGAUGAUUUCCCCUCUCAUCUGUUUGUUGCCUACCUGUACUUAAGUUCUUGUCGCAUAUUCAGUGACCUGCAUCGUGUACAGUCCUUAUCUCUAAUCUAACAGUUACUGCUAGGAUCAUGUUAGAUGCCAUUAACCCCCCCCCCCAAAGGAAGCUCAAGUGAGUACAAGUGUAAACAGGGUUGUUGCAUUUGUUUCAUAUCACCUGUAUUA